Messenger RNA from Chionomys nivalis (European snow vole), 2216 nucleotides. RefSeq names its product cytochrome P450 4F5. Gene Ontology annotation, molecular function: iron ion binding; heme binding; oxidoreductase activity, acting on paired donors, with incorporation or reduction of molecular oxygen. The transcript has 13 exons. Lineage: Eukaryota; Metazoa; Chordata; Mammalia; Rodentia; Cricetidae. The coding region runs from base 60 to 1634 and encodes 524 amino acids. The record is from RefSeq and is a predicted model, not a curated record.
UCCCUGCUGUUAGGAAGCAGAGGAUAAAUGCUUUUCACAGAAGUGGCAAAGUCUUGAGGAUGCUGGAGCUGAGUGUCUCAGGGCUGGACCCGACCUCCGUGUUGGCCUCUCCAUGGCAUCUUCUGUUGCUUGGAGCGGCUUCCUGGCUUUUGGCCAGGAUUCUUGCCUGGACCUACUCAUUCUGUGAGAACUGCUCCCGCCUCAGAUGCUUCCCUGAGUCCCCUAGAAGGAAUUGGUUUUUGGGUCACCUGGGCCUGAUUCAGAACAAUGAGGAAGGCAUGCAGUUGGUGACUGAAAUGGGCCAGACCUUCCGAGAUGUCCAACUCUAUUGGCUGGGACCCGUCACCCCUGUGCUGAGACUUGUUGACCCUGCAUUUGUUGCUCCCCUGCUCCAUGCCUCAGCUUUGGUGGCCCCCAAGGACAUGACUUUCUUAGGCUUCCUGAAGCCCUGGCUGGGGGAUGGGCUCUUCCUGAGUUCAGGUGACAAGUGGAUCCGCCAUCGCCGCCUGCUGACGCCCGCCUUCCACUUUGACAUCCUGAAGCCCUAUGUGAAGAAUUUUAAUAAGAGCGUGAACAUCAUGCAUGACAAGUGGAAGCACCUAGCCUUGGAGGGCAGCGCUCGACUGGAAAUGUUUGAGAAUAUCAGCCUCAUGACAUUGGACAGUCUACAGAAAUGCCUCUUUGGCUUUGACAGCAACUCUCAAGAGUCUCCUAGUGAAUACAUUGCUGCCAUCUUGGAGCUCAGCUCCCUUAUAGUAAAAAGGUCCCAGCAGCUCUUCCUGUAUGUGGACUUCCUAUACUACCGCACUGCUGAUGGGCGGCGCUUCCGCAAGGCCUGUGACCUGGUGCACAACUUCACAGAUGCUGUCAUCAGGGAGAGACGCCGUACCCUCUCCAGCCAAAGUGUUGAUGAGUUCCUAAAGUCCAAGACUAAGUCUAAGACUUUGGACUUCAUUGAUGUGCUCUUGCUGGCCAAGGACGAACAUGGAGAGGAGCUGUCUGAUGAGGACAUCCGGGCAGAGGCUGACACCUUCAUGUUUGGAGGCCAUGACACCACCGCCAGUGGGCUCUCCUGGACCCUGUACAACCUGGCGAGGCACCCGGAAUACCAGGAGCGCUGCCGGCAGGAGGUGCGGGAGCUGCUGAGGGACAGAGAACCCGAAGAGAUUGAGUGGGACGACCUGGCCCAGCUGCCCUUCCUGACCAUGUGCAUCAAGGAGAGUCUGCGGCUGCAUCCUCCGGUCACAGACCUUCUGCGCACCUGCGCCCAGGAUAUUGCGCUACCUGAUGGCAGGGUCAUCCCCAAAGGGAACAUCUGUGUCAUCAGCAUCUUUGGUAUUCAUCACAAUCCUUCAGUAUGGCCAGACCCUGAGAUCUACGACCCCUUCCGCUUUGACCUAGAAAACCCUCAGAAGAGAUCACCGCUGGCUUUUAUUCCCUUCUCCGCGGGGCCCAGGAACUGCAUCGGACAGACUUUCGCCAUGAGCGAGAUGAAGGUGGCGCUGGCGCUCACAUUGCUGCGCUUCCGCCUCCUACCCGACGACAAGGCGCCGCGCCGGAAGCCGGAGCUGAUCCUGCGCGCGGAGGGCGGGCUGUGGCUGCGGGUGGAGCCGCUGAAGUCGGGUGCACAGUGACACCCACCCCGCCUCCUUCUGACCUGGGACCUCCUCAUCCCACCCACCUGCGGAACUCGGUGGAUCCCAGAAUAAACCGAGCCCGGUUAAUGACCAGCGGGAGGCGCUGGAGCGCAACAGAACCAGCUGUGCUCUGGGAGGGAAGAGGCUGGGCUGCUGGGUUUGAGCCUUCCUGUUUGCUGAUUAGCCAUGCAAGGCUUCCAUGCUGAUGACAGUUCUUUUCCAGCUCAAGCUGGAACUUCAUCCUGCAAGAGCCACUGUCGCUUUCUGAGCUGAGUAGGAGAAGGAGCGGGGUUUCAGGCCCGCUGGAGCCUCCUAGGCACUGAAGCAAAGCCUUAAUUGCACUGUUUCCGUUUUCUUCUACUUCCUCUUCAUCUUCUGUGUCAUCAUAUUCGAAGCGAUCGUCCAGUUUUUGUCUUCUUAGUGUUGCACUUACUGGAAUGGGCUGCUGCACUACACCUGGAGGGAUAUUUGUAAAGUCUGAGUAAAAUGGUUUCUCAGAAAAGGGACAUCUUGGCACCCUUGAGAAGUGUGUUAAAUGACAUUCAAGGUUUGUAAUAACUAAGAUCACUAAAGCAGCUU